Messenger RNA from Megalops cyprinoides (Indo-Pacific tarpon), 1259 nucleotides. RefSeq names its product protein kish-A. NCBI's taxonomy places the organism in Eukaryota, Metazoa, Chordata, Actinopteri, Elopiformes, Megalopidae. The record is from RefSeq and is a predicted model, not a curated record. The transcript is spliced from 4 exons. Bases 18 to 236 code for a protein of 72 amino acids. Gene Ontology annotation, biological process: intracellular transport; protein secretion.
GUAAGAAGAAGUCCACAAUGUCUGCCAUUUUCAACUUCCAGAGCCUACUGACUGUGAUUCUUCUGCUCAUCUGCACCUGUGCUUACAUCCGAGCCCUGGCCCCGAGUCUGCUCGACAAGAACAAGACUGGAGUUUUGGGGAUUUUCUGGAAAUGUGCAAGAAUAGGGGAGCGGAAGAGCCCGUAUGUGGCUUGCUGCUGUAUCAUCAUGGCCUUCAGUAUCCUGUUUGCACAGUAGCGCAGCGGAGCACAGCUCAGGAGGACAGCGUGGGCCAAGAAGGACAGGCGACUUCAACACAGAGACUGCAAAUGUAAAGCAUCACCAUUACGAACACUUCCAGUCGAGUCCCUCUCACCAGAGGCCAGGUUAUAGCUGGAAUCAUUGAUGGGGCAUUGUGGGUAUUCACUGGACCACAGCUACGUGGCGUACCCCGUGUCUUGUGCAGCAGUGGGUCCCCUGAACCAUAGGGUUUAACAUAUCUGUUUUUUGUGUCAGUUCAGGUUUCCACCUCGUUUUUCAGCAACCACUCCGUCAAUUAAGUGUGUGUUUACGUGAGGUGCGGCCCGCCUCAGACAUGCGAUAUGUGUGAUGUCACUUUUUAAUGUCGUACUUCGAGAAUGAGUCCUGUCCCAGAGUCUAAUCCCAGAAUGCAUUGCUCACUCAUCCAUGCACUAUACCCCAGAGCAUUAGUCAAGGUGUGCCAAUCAGUCAUUUUAUCAGGAGCACAUGUAAAGCCUGCAUUUAUCACCCCCGUGAUGAUGCUCACUUGUUUGUUUUCUUAAAUUCUCCUUUAUUAAAAACAUGGAGUCAUUUCAAACACCAUUCCAACAAAAGCACUGGACAGGAAUUCCAGAGAAUCUUAAGUCAGCUGUUACCUGCAUAAGCAUAACUGUAUUUACAAAAGUUGAUUGUAAUUGACUUUUAAUUUGCAAACCUCAGAAGGGCCAAUUGUCAUCAGAAGAGCGAUAUGUUGACAUUCAAGAGCUUUGUGCUUUAACUUAAAACUGAACUUUCUUUGAGUAUAACCAUAUUUUUUGUAUCGUAACUUCAAAAAUUAUUUGUGUUGUCAAAUUAGACAUCUUUGAUAUUUGAUAUCUGAAAGGUUAUUUUCAAAGAGGUUCUGUUGUCACUGUACCAGACAACACCGCUUGGUGAGAACAGAAAGGAAAGUGAAUGUCUUUAGAAAAUUUUUGUUCCUCUGCACAAUGGGUGUUUUUUUAAAUGUUGUUUCAGCUGUAUUUAUUAAUAAAGGUCUUCGUU